AUGGACGCACAGAACCUUCUGGAGCAGACGGAGUUAAGGAAGAGAAAGCAGCGAGAUCAGCUGAUAGCAGAAGACUGGCCGUUUGGGGUUCAUGUUUGCAAGUUGAUACCGUUUAUCCAGAAGGCUUCAGUAGGAAUCACUGUCCUCAGCCUGUGUGCCCUGAGCAUCGACAGGUACCAUGCGGUGACGUCGUGGAGUAGGGUGAAGAGGAUAGGGAUCCCUCUGUGGAAGGCUAUGCAGGUCACAUUCAUAUGGCUGGUAGCUGUCCUGCUGGCUGUUCCGGAGGCUGUGGCCUUUGACAUGAUGGAGCUGCCUUACAGAGGCAGCAAGCUGCGAGUCUGUCUGUUACACCCCCAGCAGAACACUGCUUUUAUGAAGUUCUACCAGGAUGUGAAGGACUGGUGGUUGCUAGGGUUCUAUUUCUGUCUUCCUCUGGCCUGCACCGGCGUCUUCUACACCCUGAUGACCUGGGGGAUGUUGAGCAGGAAGAAGGGCAUGAGGAUCGCUCUCAACGACCACAUGAAACAGCGUCGCGAAGUGGCUAAGACAGUCUUCUGCUUGGUGGUGAUCUUUGCUCUGUGCUGGCUACCGCUCCACCUCAGCCGCAUACUGAAGAAAACCAUCUACGAUCAGAACGACCCCAACCGCUGUGAACUACUCAGUUUCCUGCUAGUGAUGGAUUAUAUCGGUAUCAACAUGGCGUCUCUCAACUCCUGUAUCAACCCUGUCGCUCUCUACUUCGUCAGCCAGAAGUUCAAAAACUGUUUCAAGUCGUGUCUGUGCUGCUGGUGUACGAGGAGCAGGAAUGUGCUUCCAGAGAGAGACGGUGUCCGCUGGAAGGGAAGCUGUCAUGGCAACGAACUCGACAGAACAAGCUCUCGUUCCAGUCAGAAAUACACCUCCACCUAAACAAACACUCACACACAGGUACAUUCCUGCAUGAAGACACACUCGCCCUUCCUUCUUGUCCAGUCCAGCUAAACCCAACCUAACCCCAGUUUAACUUCACCCAGCCCCAUCCCCUCUCCUUCUAAACCCAACCUAACCCCAGUUUAACUUCACCCAGCCCCAUCCCCUCUCCUUCUAAACCCAACCUAACCCCAGUUUAACUUCACCCAGCCCCAUCCCCUCUCCUUCUAAACCCAACCUAACCCCAGUUUAACUUCACCCAGCCCCAUCCCCUCUCCUUCUAAACCCAACCUAACCCCAGUUUAACUUCACCCAGCCCCAUCCCCUCUCCUUCUAAACCCAACCCAACAUACCCCCAGCCCCAUCCCCUCUCCUUCUAAACCCAACAUACCCCCAGCCCCAUCCCCUCUCCUUCUAAACCCAACAUACCCCCAGCCCCAUCCCCUCUCCUUCUAAACCCAACAUACCCCCAGCCCCAUCCCCUCUCCUUCUAAACCCAACAUAACCCCAGCCCCAUCCCCUCUCCUUCUAAACCCAACAUACCCCCAGCCCCAUCCCCUCUCCUUCUAAACCCAACAUACCCCCAGCCCCAUCCCCUCUCCUUCUAAACCCAACAUACCCCCAGCCCCAUCCCCUCUCCUUCUAAACCCAACAUAACCCCAGCCCCAUCCCCUCUCCUUCUAAACCCAACAUACCCAACAUACCCCCAGCCCCAUCCCCUCUCCUUCUAAACCCAACAUACCCCCAGCCCCAUCCCCUCUCCUUCUAAACCCAACAUACCCCCAGCCCCAUCCCCUCUCCUUCUAAACCCAACAUAACCCCAGCCCCAUCCCCUCUCCUUCUAAACCCAACAUACCCCCAGCCCCAUCCCCUCUCCUUCUAAACCCAACAUACCCCCAGCCCCAUCCCCUCUCCUUCUAAACCCAACAUAACCCCAGCCCCAUCCCCUCUCCCUUGGCCCCAUUCCCAGUCACAUGUUCUUACUGGGACUGACGGGUCGACAAUGCUGUGACAUCACUGUGUAGCACUGAAACAGACAGCCUGCAUCGGACGAAAACAAACCAAUGACCCAAGCUAAGCUAGCCCUAAUACUUACCAUGGAGGGAAACAAAGAUAUCCCUAAUACUUACCAUGGAGGGAAGCAAGGAUAUCCCUAAUACUUACCAUGGAGGGAAGCAAAGAUAUCCCUAAUACUUACCAUGGAGGGAAGCAAAGAUAUCCCUAAUACUUACCAUGGAGGGAAGCAAAGAUAUCCCUAAUACUUACCAUGGAGGGAAGCAAAGAUAUCCCUAAUACUUACCAUGGAGGGAAGCAAAGAUAUCCCUAAUAAUUACCAUGGAGGGAAGCAAAGAUAUCCCUAAUAAUUACCAUGGAGGGAAGCAAAGAUAUCCCUAAUACUUACCAUGGAGGGAAGCAAAGAUAUCCCUAAUACUUACCAUGGAGUCAAUCAAAGAUAUCCCUAAUACUUACCAUGGAGGGAAGCAAAGAUAUCCCUAAUACUUACCAUGGAGUGAAGCAAAGCUAUGCCUAAUACUUACCAUGGAGGGAAGCAAAGCUAUCCCUAAUACUUACCAUGGAGGGAAGCAAAGCUAUCCCUAAUACUUACCAUGGAGGGAAGCAAAGCUAUCCCUAAUACUUACCAUGGAGUGAAGCAAAGAUAUCCCUAAUACUUACCAUGGAGGGAAGCAAAGCUAUCCCUAAUACUUACCAUAUAGUGAAGCAAAGCUAUCCCUAAUACUUACCAUGGAGUGAAGCAAAGCAAUCCCUAAUACUUACCAUGGAGUGAAGCAAAGCUAUCCCUUAUACUUACCAUGGAGGGAAGCAAAGUUAUCCCUAAUACUUACCAUGGAGUGAAGCAAAGCAAUCCCUAAUACUUACCAUGGAGUGAAGCAAAGCUAUCCCUAAUACUUACCAUGGAGGGAAGCAAAGCUAUCCCUAAUACUUACCAUGGAGUGAAGCAAAGCAAUCCCUAAUACUUACCAUGGAGUGAAGCAAAGCUAUCCCUAAUACUUACCAUGGAGGGAAGCAAAGCUAUCCCUAAUACUUACCAUGGAGGGAAUCAAAGCUAUCCCUAAUACUUACCAUGGAGGGAAGCAAAGCUAUCCCUAAUACUUACCAUGGAGUGAAGCAAAGCUAUCCCUAAUACGUACCAUAGAGUGAAGCAAAGAAAUCCCUAAUACUUACCAUGGAGGGAAGCAAGGAUAUCCCUAAUACUUACCAUGGAGGGAAGCAAAGAUAUCCCUAAUACUUACCAUGGAGGGAAGCAAAGAUAUCCCUAAUACUUACCAUGGAGGGAAGCAAAGAUAUCCCUAAUACUUACCAUGGAGGGAAGCAAAGAUAUCCCUAAUACUUACCAUGGAGGGAAGCAAAGAUAUCCCUAAUACUUACCAUGGAGGGAAGCAAAGAUAUCCCUAAUAAUUACCAUGGAGGGAAGCAAAGAUAUCCCUAAUACUUACCAUGGAGGGAAGCAAAGAUAUCCCUAAUACUUACCAUGGAGUGAAUCAAAGAUAUCCCUAAUACUUACCAUGGAGGGAAGCAAAGCUAUGCCUAAUACUUACCAUGGAGUGAAGCAAAACUAUCCCUAAUACUUACCAUGGAGGGAAGCAAAGCUAUCCCUAAUACUUACCAUGGAGGGAAGCAAAGCUAUCCCUAAUACUUACCAUGGAGGGAAGCAAAGCUAUCCCUAAUACUUACCAUGGAGGGAAGCAAAGCUAUCCCUAAUACUUACCAUGGAGGGAAGCAAAGCUAUGCCUAAUACUUACCAUGGAGUGAAGCAAAGAUAUCCCUAAUACUUACCAUGGAGGGGAGCAAAGCUAUCCCUAAUACGUACCAUAGAGUGAAGCAAAGCUAUCCUUAAUACUUAUCAUGGAUUGAAGCAAAGCAAAGCUAUCCUUAAUACUUACCAUGGAGGGAAGCAAAGCUAUCCCUAAUACUUAUCAUGGAUUGAAGCAAAGCAAAGCUAUCCUUAAUACUUACCAUGGAGGGAAGCAAAGCUAUCCCUAAUACUUAUCAUGGAUUGAAGCAAAGCAAAGCUAUCCUUAAUACUUAUCAUGGAGUGAAGCAAAGCAAAGCUAUCCCUAAUACUUACCAUAGAGUGAAGCAAAGCAAAGCUAUCCCUAAUACUUACCAUAGAGUGAAGCAAAGCAAAGCUAUCCCUAAUACUUACCAUAGAGUGAAGCAAAGCAAAGCUAUCCCUAAUACUUACCAUAGAGUGAAGCAAAGCAAAGCUUUCCCUAAUACUUACCAUAGAGUGAAGCAAAGCAUAGCUAUCCCUAAUACUUACCAUAGAGUGAAGCAAAGCAAAGCUAUCCCUAAUACUUACCAUAGAGUGAAGCAAAGCAAAGCUAUCCCUAAUACUUACCAUAGAGUGAAGCAAAGCAAAGCUUUCCCUAAUACUUACCAUAGAGUGAAGCAAAGCAAAGCUAUCCCUAAUACUUACCAUAGAGUGAAGCAAAGCAAAGCUAUCCCUAAUACUUACCAUGGAGUGAAUCAAAGAUAUCCCUAAUACUUACCAUGGAGGGAAGCAAAGCUAUCCCUAAUACUUACCAUGGAGGGAAGCAAAGCUAUCCCUAAUACUUACCAUGGAGUGAAGCAAAGCUAUCCUUAAUACUUACCAUAGAGUGAAGCAAAGCAAAGCUAUCCCUAAUACUUACCAUAGAGUGAAGCAAAACAAAGCUUUCCCUAAUACUUACCAUAGAGUGAAGCAAAGCAAAGCUUUCCCUAAUACUUACCAUAGAGUGAAGCAAAGCAAAGCUUUCCCUAAUAAUUACCAUAGAGUGAAGCAAAGCAAAGCUAUCCCUAAUACUUACCAUACUGACAUCUGAAUUAGAUGUUGAGUUACACAUGAUGACCAGACCAGACAAAAGCUACUGUUUCUCACAGUAGCAGACAAGGUUUAUCUCAAUACUGGCAUCAGACAGAGAGGGGCUUAAUGUCUGCAGGGCUGCAUCAUCAUGUGAUACACAGCACAGAGCCAGGAGAGGACAGAGAUGAAUGGCACAUUAGAGUCAUGCGGUCGGAUCGACGUCACAAAGACCGUUAACAAGCGACAGGUGAAUCCCUGUAAUACUGUUAUGAUCAUGUUAAGAUCUGUGUAUGUUGUUGUUUCUUAGUCUGCUUACAGCUAGUAGUACUCUGUAGAAAUCACUAUGUAGAAAGCCUUACCUGAGGUUGCAAAGUUCCCGGAACUUUCUCAAAAUUACCAGGUUUCCCCGAAGUCCUGGUUGGUGGAUUCUGGAUUUCCUGUGUUUACCUAUUCUCUUCUAAUUCUGGAUUUCCUGUGUAGGCCUAUUCUCUCCUGAUUCUGGGAAUCUUCCAACCGGAAUUUCUGGAAAACCUGGGAAUUUUGGGAAAGUUAGCGUCAUUUUGCAACCCUAAUAUAGACACCAUUAUGUAUAAAGCCUCCAACUUUGUCUAAAGAUUGCCUGAGUGCCUUCAGAUGUAUUUUUAUAAGAAAAUAUCUUUUUGUAAGACAUUUAUUCAAACUGUCCAAAUUAUUACCAUUUUAUCUUUACAAAAUACUGUAUUAUAUGUUGUGAUUAUCUUCAAAUAUAUUUUACUUUACCAAUGUGUUUUCCUUUUAUGUAAAAUAGAACUAUUGCUGGAGUUUUUCAUAUUAAAAAAGCUUUUCCAUUGUACCUAUGCAGCAAUAAAUACUAUUUUAUCACAGUCUGGUUUCAAACUCUCUGGAUCUCGAUAUGGUUACAGUCAACCCUCAGAAUAAUAUAACUCUGGAUGCAAUAAGAUUAUAGUUAACCCAAGUCAGAAUAAUAUAACUUUGGAUGCAAUAAGAUUAUAGUUAACCCAAGUCAGAAUAAUAUAACUUUGGAUCCAGUAAGA
Messenger RNA from Salvelinus fontinalis (brook trout), 5748 nucleotides. Its product is annotated as endothelin receptor type B-like. The record is from RefSeq and is a predicted model, not a curated record. The transcript is spliced from 7 exons. NCBI's taxonomy places the organism in Eukaryota, Metazoa, Chordata, Actinopteri, Salmoniformes, Salmonidae. Bases 1 to 909 code for a protein of 302 amino acids. Gene Ontology annotation, biological process: regulation of blood pressure; G protein-coupled receptor signaling pathway; vasoconstriction. Gene Ontology annotation, molecular function: endothelin receptor activity. Gene Ontology annotation, cellular component: membrane.